Coregonus clupeaformis (lake whitefish) is the source of this 1501-nucleotide messenger RNA. Its product is annotated as GTPase IMAP family member 4. The coding region runs from base 92 to 1129 and encodes 345 amino acids. NCBI's taxonomy places the organism in Eukaryota, Metazoa, Chordata, Actinopteri, Salmoniformes, Salmonidae. Gene Ontology annotation, molecular function: GTP binding. The record is from RefSeq and is a predicted model, not a curated record. The transcript has 3 exons.
UACUCAGACCGCUGGUUCAACGCAGGCAGGGGACCUGAAAGAGCUGUUUGUGGUGAUAUUUAACAAUAUAUUGGCGAAGAGGGACAGAACCAUGGCUGAAGCUGUACCACUCAGAGAGACGGAGCUGAAACUGCUGCCUGAGUCUGAUGGGUGUGGUUCAACAAAUCAUGAUGGGUCAGGUUUGACCACCGACCUGAGGAUUGUGUUGCUGGGGAAGACUGGAGCAGGGAAGAGCGCAACAGGAAACACCAUCCUGGGGAAGAAUGUAUUUAAAGUCGACUCUUCCCCUGCGUCAGUGACCGGACAGUGUGAGAGGCAGAGUGGAGAGGUCAACGGGACAAAGGUGCAUGUGGUUGACACACCAGGCCUCUUCGACACAGCCAGGUCGGGCGAAGAAGUGAAAGAGAAAAUAGAGGAGUGCGUUAACAUGUCCGUCCCGGGCCCCCACGCGUUCCUGCUGGUGAUCAGGCUGGGGGUGAGGUUCACAGAGGAGGAGAGGAACGCCGUGAGGUGGAUCCAGGAGAAUUUUGGCGAGGACGCCUCCAUGUACACCAUCUUGCUGUUCACCUGUAAAGAUCAGCUGAAGGGGAAACAGGUGGCAGAUUCUCUGAAGAUGUGCAAAGAGCUACGGAGACUCUCCAUCACUUUAGGUGGCGGGUAUCACUCGUUCAACAACGACGCGAAAGACGACCCGACCCAGGUCGCACAGCUGCUGGACAAGAUCAAAGAGAUGGUGGAGCUGAACGGAGGAGAGCACUACACCAACGAGAUGUACCAGAAGGCUCAGAGGAAGAUCAGAGAGGCGGAGGAGCGGAGGAGGGAGGAGGAGAAGAGAAGGAAGGAGGAGGAGGAGAGAAAAUUAAAAGAAGAGGUGAAGGUGGAGAUAGAAAAGGAAAAGGAGGAAGAGAGAAGGGGAAAGGGGGAUAAAAAGAGGAAUCUCCACAUCUCAUUAGCAGUAACAGCUGUUUGUGUAGUAGUAGGGGUGAUCAUAGCAACAGCUGCUGAUACUACGGUAGCCCUGGCUCUAGCUCCGCUGGUACUGCUGCUGGGAGCAGCCAGUGGAAUAACGGCUGUCUGCCUGAAGAGAGGAAGGUGUGGAGCUAAAACACCGGUCUCCGUAGCUGUGUAACAAUCACAUCUACCUCAUCAAGGCUGUGUUUACACAGGCAACCCCAUUCUGAUCUUUUGCCACUAAUUGGUCUUUUGAUCAAUCCGAUCUCUUGUCAAUAAUUGGGCAAAAUAUCAAAAUUUGUCUGCCUGUGUAAAGAUUAGAAUUUGUCUGCCUGUGUAAAGAUCAGAAUUUGGCUGCCUGUGUAAAGAUCAGAAUUUGGCUGCCUGUGUAAACGCAGCCGAACAAGACCAAACAACAGGAACAUGGAUUGAAUGAUUGAUUGAUUGAUAGAUAGAUGGUUUUAUUGAUUGAUUGAUUGGCCUUUUUCACACUUUGUUACCUUAUACGUGGGAACUUUGAUAAAAACAUUGUUGUAAACCUAUCCCUUCA